Messenger RNA from Dalotia coriaria, 1089 nucleotides. RefSeq names its product DNA polymerase subunit gamma-2, mitochondrial (gene DNApol-gamma35). The transcript is spliced from 5 exons. Gene Ontology annotation, biological process: mitochondrial DNA replication. The record is from RefSeq and is a predicted model, not a curated record. Gene Ontology annotation, cellular component: cytoplasm; mitochondrion. Lineage: Eukaryota; Metazoa; Arthropoda; Insecta; Coleoptera; Staphylinidae. Bases 1 to 1032 code for a protein of 343 amino acids.
AUGAUUCUAAAAAAUGUCCUGAGUUUAUGUGAGCAGUAUGGAUUCCUGUUGAAGAAGCCAACACUUAGUAAACAUUAUAUUGCACCAGCUGGUACUUUACUCUUGGAAAACCUAAAGCAUGAGUGGCUACAAUCAAUGGUCAACUACAAAGAUUAUUCAAUUUAUUAUUCAAAUAACAAUUUCACUGACAGUUAUGAGUAUGUAAAGAGGACAAGUUUAGAGAAAUUGCCAUUUGGCUUUGCUACAAUCAGAGAAGAGGAAAACAACAAUGCUAUCUUCACACUAGGGGAAACAAUAAAUGACAAACACCAUUUAAACACAUGGGUUUUUAUUCCACCUACAAAUUCAGUGCAUGCAUUUCAUCAGUGGCAAAGACAGAGGAGAAUGUGGUGGAGAAAAUUCUCAGCAACGCCUGGCAGAUAUUUCACAACUGACAUAAUCAUGGAGGAAGGAAGUCAAAAGAUUGAAAUCUGUGCAAAAUAUCCUUGGGGUAAUGAACUCGUUGAGGUUUUGAGGCUCACAGAAAACCAUCCACUUCUUACUUCACAACAACUUCAGAAUCUGCACGAGCGAAAAAAAGUUAGCGCGCUGACACUCAGCAGUGAAAUCCACCUGGGCACCAUGUACUUGAACACAAUUUGCGAUGCUUAUGAAAUUUUGAAACUGCAGGACGGCGAGCGGCAUUUAUUAAAGUUUCAUCGCAAAUUAGCACCUUACAAAGUGGGCUUUUCUCUAUCGCACCCUCAAAACGGUCAGUUGUAUGAGGAUUUGAAGGACUUAACAAAAUAUCUCUGUAAAAAACUGCGUGGCAACAACGUCGUUAGUCUGAUGCUGCCCAACUUUGCACGUGCCACGCUUGAGACGCAAUUUAAGAAUUUCGACCACCUCGGCGUGCCCUACACCAUCGUGUUGGGCGAGAAUACACUGAAGAAUGGUAUUCUGUAUCUGCGCAGCCGCGAUACGACAAUUAAGGAACAAGUUCACGUAACCGAGCUGCCGAACUACAUUGGUCUUUUGUUCAGGAAUUACUAGUUGAUUGUUGGUUAGUUUGUAUUGAUUUGAAAAUAUACGCUCAUUUGCUCGUAAUAA